Populus nigra (black poplar) is the source of this 3309-nucleotide messenger RNA. Its product is annotated as probable inactive leucine-rich repeat receptor-like protein kinase At3g03770. The transcript has 7 exons. Gene Ontology annotation, molecular function: ATP binding; protein kinase activity; receptor serine/threonine kinase binding. Gene Ontology annotation, biological process: protein phosphorylation. The coding region runs from base 800 to 3091 and encodes 763 amino acids. The record is from RefSeq and is a predicted model, not a curated record. NCBI's taxonomy places the organism in Eukaryota, Viridiplantae, Streptophyta, Magnoliopsida, Malpighiales, Salicaceae.
GCUGAGACACUUGGAUCUUACAUUGGAUUGGCAAGUAUAAUAGAAAAUUCCCUCACUAAGAUGGUGUUUUUUUAUUUAUUUUCUGCUAAACCAUUUUCACUGCUAGCUGUGUCCAUUACUAGAGGAAGUGUUUCGACUUCCAACUGUGCCAUUACUAAAAUCUCUUCCCAUUAAUGUUAGACAAAAGCUCACAGUCUUCGAGGAAGACACCAUGUGGAAGCCGUAACUGCAUCUACUCCAGGUCCCCCCACCACACCAAAUCCCUAAGCUUCUCAACAUAAAUGCAAAAUAUUCACUGCACUAUCGUUCACUAGUUGGUGUUUCAUCGGGAAGGAAAAACUUUCAUAGCAAACUUUUCGAAUUGCCUGUUCAAUAGCGUUUUUAAGUCCUAUAUAGCUUCUUCUAAAGGGGUCAAGCAAGAAUCUCUUUAACCUCUCUUCCUGCUUAUCUCCAAAUAUCAGUUUAUUAUUUGACUCUGUGUUUUCUUUGUUUCUGCGUAGUGGGUAGUUUUGAACCUGUUCCAAAGCUCAGCAUUUACAGAUUCCUUUUUAUGGAUUUGAGGUAAAUUCUUGAGUCAUUGUAACUGAGUCACGUGCAGUUUUUAACAAAACCAUACAAAAAUCCAACAGUUCAUGCUGAAGUUGUGCCAACUUAUUUUCAUCCUUCACAGGUUACUGUCUGCUUCAACUCUGUUUUAAUUCACUAGCAAGUUCUCUUGGUAAUCAGUAUCUCUUUUAUCUGUUGCUUUCAGAUGCUUGAAAGCUUCAUAAAGUGUGUGGAGUGAUAAGAGAGUUCUUCCAUGGGGCACUGUAGUUUGUUUCUUCUGUCAUGUCUUCUGUGGAGUUUUCUCAUUACUGGUACUCAUCAAUUACAAUCCUCACAAACACAAGUCCUUCUUCAGAUAAGGAAGCAUUUAGAGUAUCCAAGUCAACUAGAAAUUUGGAAUAAUCAUGGAAUGGAUUUAUGCUAUUUAUCUCCAUCCACACAAGUUAAUAUGACAUGCCAGAACAAUGUUGUCACCGAGCUUAGAAUUAUGGGAGACAAGCCAGCCAAGGUCAAUAACUUCGUGGGAUUUGCAAUUCCAAAUCAAACUUUAUCAGGAAGCUUCUCUAUGGAUUCUUUUGUGACCACUCUUUCAAGGCUAACCAGCUUGAGAGUUCUUAGUCUUGUGUCUUUAGGCAUUUGGGGUCCCCUUCCAGACAAAAUUCAUAGGUUGUCUUCACUUGAAUAUUUGGAUUUGAGUUCAAAUAAUCUCUUUGGUUCCAUCCCCCCUAAGAUUUCUACAAUGGUGAAACUUCAAACUCUUAACCUUGACGACAAUUUCUUCAAAGGUACAGUCCCGAAUUGGUUCGAUUCAUUGUCUAAUCUGACAAUUCUAAGCAUAAGGAACAACCAGUUGAAAGGUGCAUUUCCAUCUUCAAUCCAGAGAGUAACCACACUUGUUGAUCUUAUUCUUUCUGGCAAUGAUUUAUCCGGGAAGUUGCCGAAUCUUGACAGGUUAAGUAAACUGAAUGUGCUAGAUUUGAGUGGAAACAGUUUAGAUUCUGAUCUACCUUCAAUGCCUAAAGGGUUGGUCAUGGCUUUCCUUAGCAACAACUCCUUGUCUGGUGAGGUUCCAGGGCAAUAUAGCCAGCUGAGUCAGCUUCAGCAUUUUGAUAUGUCAUUCAAUAAACUAAGUGGAAAACUCCCUGCUUCCCUUCUCUCAUUGCCCAACAUCAGCUACUUGAAUUUGGCAUCAAAUAUGUUAAGUGGUUCACUUCCAGAUCAUCUAAACUGUGGCAGCAAACUCCAGCUUGUUGAUAUAUCUAAUAACAGAUUAACUGGUGGAUUGCCUUAUUGUUUGAGUACUGAAUCAGGAAAUAGAGUGGUAAAGUUUGGUGGAAAUUGCUUAUCUGUUGAUUUACGUCAUCAGCAUGCAGAAUCAUCUUGUAUAGAUGUUCCUGUAAAAAGGAAACCAUCUGGAGAGAAAAAAAUAGUAGUAUUAGUUGGUGUGAUUGCUGGUAUAUUUGUCAUUAUAGUUCUCCUGGCUUUCGGUCUUCUCAUGGUGUGCAAAAGAUAUUGCCCUCUAGGGAUAUCGGAGCAGCAUUUGUUGCACAAAGCAGCACAAGAGAAAUCAGUGACAGGAUUCUCCUCUGAGAUCCUCUCUAAUGCAAGCUUUAUUUCUGAGGCUGCAAAUUUGGGCAUACAAGGUCGCCCAGCUUGCCGAUCAUUCACAAUAGAAGAGUUAAAGGAAGCAACAAACAACUUUAAUAACUCUGCCAUUUUGGGCGAUGGUUCACAUGGAAAGCUUUACAGAGGAACGUUAGAGAAUGGAACCCAGGUUGCUAUAAGGUGCAUACCUUCAUCAAAGAAAUAUUCGAUGCGAAAUCUUAAACUCAGGCUGGACUUGCUUGCAAAGCUUCGCCACCCGCAUCUGGUUUGCCUUUUGGGACACUGCAUUGAUGGUGGGGAACAAGAUUACACUGUGAACAAAGUCUUUCUUGUAUACGAAUAUGUUUCUAACGGCAACUUCGGAGCUUAUCUCUCUGAGGACAGUCCUGGAAAGGUUCUAAAUUGGUCAGAGAGACUGGCAGUGCUAAUUAGUGUCGCAAAGGCUAUUCAUUUUUUGCAUACUGGAGUUAUUCCUGGUUUUUUUAACAAUCGAUUGAAGGCAAACAAUAUCCUGCUUGAUGAGUAUGGGAUAGCAAAGUUGAGUGACUAUGGACUUUCCAUCGUCUCUGAAGCAGCUGGAACUUGUGGGGAAAAUGGAGAAGGCCCUAAAUCAUGGCAAUUGGAAAGAUUAGAGGAUGAUGUUUGUAGCUUUGGCUUCAUAUUACUUGAAUCACUCGUUGGCCCUUCAGUAUCCGCCAGAAGAGACAAGUUUCUACUAGAUGAAUUGGCAUCUUGUAGCAGCCAAGAGGGGCGCCAAAAAUUGUUAAGCCCAAUUGUUCUGGCCACAUGCUCACAAGAAUCUUUAUCAACUGUGGUUACCAUAACGAACAAAUGCAUAUGUUCUGAAUCAUGGAGUCGUCCAUCAUUUGAGGACAUUCUUUGGAACUUGCAGUAUGCAGUUCAGGUCCAGGGAACAGCAGAUGGUGAACACCAUCGAUGAGUUGUAUAUCAGUUGCUCCAAGAGAUUGCCUCCCCAUCUUUCGUAUCCUCGCAGCAUGAGUUGCACAACACAAAUUUGAAGCUGUUUACCUCAAUCUGAGAAUCCAAAUACCAAUAUGCAUCGUCACUUUUUCCCACUUUCAAGAAUUGUAGCAUAUGAGUCUGUAUCCAUUGUAAAGACUAACCAAAGAUCAAUUAGCAAGGAAGAAAUUUACACAA